AUGAAAAGUUUAAAUUAUCGAUUUCCUCAUUCAAGAUAAGAUUCUGGUUAAAUGAACUUAACGCGAUCUCAAUUGGGAUAGGCCCAGUAAGUGACGAAUGUACUAAAUAAGUAAGAAAGUGAUGUGAAUGUUAAGCCGACAGAAUGAUUAAAAUAUUGAUAGAUCACCAGCACCGAUGGUACACGGUUUGCAUAAAUUGGCAGUACCUUCAAGUUAGCAAUCAUCAGCCAAUCAUUCAAAGAAAUCAUCAAUCUCUAAAUAGCAAUAGCCGAAGCAGAUAUCAUUUCUUAACUACUUGAUCUUGAAGGAUCAAUCGUAAAUCGCUUAAGACGAAGAGAAAGAAAGUUGAAUAUAACAUUUGAAAUUAGAUAUAAACGAACCUGUAGUAUAGAAGAAUAUGUUUAAUUUUCAAUUUGUGAUUGGAAUAGGAGGAUUUGGAAAAGUUUGGAAAGUGGAGUACAAGAAGAAUGGAUAGAUUUAUGCAAUGAAAGAGAUGUCAAAAGCACUGUAUUGAUUUCAUCAUUAUGUUUAAGCAUAAUAGCCAAAAAAAGUGUGAAUUCCGUGAUGAAUGAAAGAAACAUCUUGAGCAAUCUCAAGCAUCCGUAAAUAGUGCAUUAAACAUAGAUUUCUAGUGAAUAUCUACUAUGCAUUUUAAGACAGAGAGAACUUAUUCCUAGUUCUAGACUACAUGUAAGGAGGUGACCUAAGAUACCAUAUCGGAAAAAUGAGAAGAUUUACUGAAGAUCAGACAAGUAUUUCAUAACAAUAUGCAGGAUUCUUCAUGGCUUGCAUCUUCUUGGGGUUAGAAUACAUGCAUUCCAAAAACAGUUUACAUAGAGAUAUCAAACCAGAGAAUUUAGUACUUGAUAAACAUGGUAGAACUAAUAAACUAUCUUGGUUAGGUUACGUCAGAAUAACGGAUUUGGGAAUAGCUCGAAAUCUAAGGCCUGAGAAUUCAUAGGAUACUUCAGGUACUCCAGGUUAUAUGGGUAUGUUCAUAACAUUAAAUUCGUAGCUCCAGAAGUGAUGUGUAGAUAAAAUCAUUCUUUCGCAGUGGAUUAUUUUGCUUUAGGAGUUAUUGGAUAUGAAUUUAUGUUGGGGAAGGUAAUCUUUCAAUUGGAAUAAUUAGCGACCAUAUACUGGGAGAUCAAGAAAAGAAAUUAGAGAUUAAAUUCUAGCCAAACAAGUUCAGAUUAAAAGAUCAGAAAUACCAGAUAAUUGGUCUCUAGAAUCAGCGGAUUUUAUAAAUAGAGUACUUUAUCACAUCAAGUUUAGUUGAUACAAAGGAAACCAGCUAAUCGAUUGGGUUUUAAUGGGCCUCAUGAAUUAAGAUAGCAUUCUUGGUUCAAGAAUUUUCCAUGGUCGAAAUUAAUGAAUAAAGAGUUAAAAUCACCUUACAUUCCUAAUGUAUAAAUCCAAAAAAUAUAACUUAGCAAAAUGAAGAUAAUUUUGAUGCUCGUUAGAUAUCUAUGGAAGACGAAGAAAACAAUGAAUUAAUACAAUAGCAUUCAAUAAUGUUGAGAAGAAAUUCUAUUUAAUGUAAAUUAUGGAUUUAUUAAUUUAAGCCUAAUUUUCUGGAUAUGAGAUGGAUAAUUUUAGUGAGAAGCAAAACACAUUGUUUAACAAUUUUUGA
This is a messenger RNA of Paramecium octaurelia, 1633 nucleotides long. Lineage: Eukaryota; Ciliophora; Oligohymenophorea; Peniculida; Parameciidae. The record is from the annotation of a GenBank genome assembly.